Molecule: messenger RNA, 717 nt
Organism: Phanerochaete carnosa HHB-10118-sp
Lineage: Eukaryota; Fungi; Basidiomycota; Agaricomycetes; Polyporales; Phanerochaetaceae
Exons: 1
Coding region: 1-717 (238 amino acids)
Source: RefSeq, a predicted model, not a curated record
AUGCAAGGCCCUUCGCAUUCAGAGGAUCCCCACAAUGGCACCUCUCAGAUCGGCCAAACCAGUUCUAGCCUAAUCAACGCUUCAGAAACCCCUGCAAAUCCCGCUGGUCAAACAGAUUCAUCGAUCGCUCCUAGUACGCCCCCGCCAUCCGAGACCAAACAUGUGGGCAACAAGGAGGCCAGCUCCUGGACUGGUUCCUCGAUAACUGUACCCGUCAAGACUCGGCCACGACGUAGGAGCACCAAGGGAAAUGGCAAGGGCUCGCCGUCUGGUAAGGAUAAACCCCCGUCCGCUUUGGGCAGCGCCGAGGGCAAGCAGUCGACGAAACGGCGCAAGAUCUCCUUCUUUGAGCGCAUAACGUUCAUCUGCACUUCCUGUGUCACCUCGUCACCGCGCAUACACGAUGUUGACGUCGAGGAGGGAGCAUCCACGCAGAAGGAUAAGGACUCGGAGAAGCUUUCGGAGAAGCAGUCGACCAAAGAGACAGAGACGACGACUGCUGCAGAGCACCCCACGCGCGAGCCCUCUGCCUCAAGUACAGGUGAGCGAUCGUCGCUUGGUCUUGCCUCCCGGUCUGACCUCGCUGUAUUCAGCUGUCCCGGCUCUGUCCCUCACGAUCCCUGCCGUGCCCCCCGUACCCGCCUCCGUCACUCCCGACGUCGAGCUUGCUGUCGUUGUACCACCAACUCCCUCAGCGCAGCUCCUGCCGCUGUCUGA